AUGUUUAAGAACUGGGCAGCUGAACAAGACAAAUUUUCGAAAUUGAUUACCAAAAUUUCCGAUUUGAAACAGCAAAAUAGCGUUAUACAAGAGACUAAUUUGGAGAUACGUAGAUUUAUGACAUUUGCCUCCUCAGAAUAUGAAAAAGAACGUUCCGAGUACACUGAAAAUUUAAUGAAAAUAGAAAGAAAAGUACACGAUCUACAGGUUAAAUCCCGCACGGCAUCAAUAGAAUUCAGAAAUAUCCCUAUGCAAGAAAGAGAGACGACCGAUGACCUGCUUUCCAUAGUAAGCGGCGUAUGUAAUGCUCUGCAUAUUCCCAUCAAACACGAUGAAGUGCGGGAUGUUUACCGUCUACCGGGUAAACCUGGAACGAAUAAAACUAUCGUGGCCGAAUUUGUAACAGUGUUCGACAAAAACAAUAUUUUUUCAGCUGCUAGAAACUUCAAUAAAAAGAAGCCGAGCGAAGAAAAACUUAACUCAGAAUCCAUUGGGUUAUCUGGUAAGCGCGUACCAAUAUAUAUCUCAGAAUAUUUACCUCCAAGCUCCAAAGUCCUAUUUCGUAAAGCUAGAAUGUACGCCAAAGACAAUAAAUACCAAUAUUGCUGGACGACUAAUGGCCAGGUUUUUAUCUGA
Molecule: messenger RNA, 636 nt
Organism: Parnassius apollo (apollo)
Lineage: Eukaryota; Metazoa; Arthropoda; Insecta; Lepidoptera; Papilionidae
Source: the annotation of a GenBank genome assembly